AUGUUGAAAUCAAUCACAUCAGGUUUAUUACAAUCGAAUUUGAGAUACUACUCAUCGUCAUCUAAUGUAGGUGUGAUUGGUGCAGGUCAAAUGGGAUCGGGUAUUGCUCAGGUGCUAUCACAAGUUGCCAAGCGUAAUGUAGUGGUUAUCGAUAAGAGUCCAGAGAUGUUGGUCAAGUCUGAGAAGUUCAUCGGUGGUCUGCUGCAAAAGGCCGUCGAGAAAGGAAAGUUGAGCGAAGCCGACAAGGUUGCCACACAACAGCGUAUCACAUAUGCAUCGGACUUGCAUGCUUUGGCCGACACUGACUUUGUCAUUGAGGCAAUCGUCGAGAACACUCAGAUCAAGUGUGACCUCUUUGCCAGUAUCACCAAGAUCGUCAAGCCACACACCAUCCUGUCGUCGAACACCUCGUCGAUCUCGAUCACCAAGAUCGCAUCGGCCACCAACUGUCCGGAGAAAGUGAUCGGUAUGCACUUUAUGAACCCGGUCCCAGUGAUGCAGCUGGUCGAGGUGAUCUCUGGUCUCCAGACAUCGGAGGAUACACUCAACAAGACAUUGGAGCUCGCCAAGGACAUGGGUAAGGUCACCACCAACGCCAAAGACAUUCCGGGUUUCAUUGCCAACCGUCUCUUGAUGCCAUACAUCAAUGAAGCCAUCCAGGCACUCUACGAAGGCAUCGGAACCAUCGAAGACAUCGACACCACCAUGAAGUUGGGUUGUAACAUGCCAAUGGGUCCAUUGACUCUUGGUGACUUUAUCGGACUUGAUACUUGUCUUUCAAUCAUGAGAGUAUUACAUACUGAACUUGGAGAUAGCAAAUACAGACCAUCUCCAUUAUUGGUUAAAUAUGUUGAAGCAGGUAGACUCGGUAAGAAGUCAGGACGUGGAUUCUACGAUUACUCCAAAAAAGUAAAGAGAAAAUAA
This is a messenger RNA of Heterostelium album PN500, 924 nucleotides long. RefSeq names its product 3-hydroxyacyl-CoA dehydrogenase family protein. Gene Ontology annotation, biological process: fatty acid metabolic process. Gene Ontology annotation, molecular function: oxidoreductase activity, acting on the CH-OH group of donors, NAD or NADP as acceptor; NAD+ binding. Bases 1 to 924 code for a protein of 307 amino acids. The transcript has 3 exons. The record is from RefSeq and is a predicted model, not a curated record. NCBI's taxonomy places the organism in Eukaryota, Evosea, Eumycetozoa, Acytosteliales, Acytosteliaceae.